AUGCCCAUUGUAAAAUACCCCAGGGCUACAGAGCCUCUCUGGCAUGAAUGGGAUGGGAAAGCACAGAAAUGUGGAUUAAGACACACGGUCUAUGCUGUAAAUGGGGAUCGCUACACUGGAGAAUGGCUAGACAACUUGAAACAUGGUAAAGGCACACAGGUAUGGAAACGGACUGGAGCUAUUUAUAGCGGUGACUGGAAGUUUGGGAAGCGGGAUGGUUAUGGCUCAUACAGCAUUCCUGACCCUGUAACCAAGGAAUACAAGAAGGUGUAUACAGGCUGGUGGGAAAACGACCGAAAAUGCGGCUACGGCACAACGCUUUACCCCAGCGGGGAGCGUUACGAGGGCGAGUGGAGCAGUGGGCUGCGGAGCGGCUGGGGACGGAUGUACUACCGGGAUGGAUCCAUCUACGAGGGGCAGUGGCUGGCUGACCAGCCCAGCGGGCAGGGGAUGCUGCGGCUUCCAAAUGAAAAUCGGUACGAAGGAGGUUGGAAAGACGGAAAGAAGCAUGGCCCAGGGAAAUUUUUCUACUUGGAUAAGGGACAGUUGUUUGACGGUAUCUGGGCAGCAGAUAUACCAAAAUGUGGAAUUCUGAUUGACUUUGGCAGAGACGAAGCUCCUGCCCCUACUCAAUAUCCAAUCCCAAAGAUUGAACUAGCUGAUCCAGAUGGUGUUUUAGCAGCGGCCCAGGCAAUGUUUGAUGACAGCCAAAAUUAAUAACCGGAUGUCGAAGAAAAAAAAAAAAAGAUGUGAGAUAAGAACACAGUCCUGGGCUACUUAUUCAUUUGAGUCUCAAAUCCACAGUGGUCUUGUGGUCUGCCUCAUUUUUCCCUCAAGGCUGCCUGUGUAUGCUUCACUGUGCAGGUGGCUUUGCUCAGAAGCCUCCUCCCACCCCCUUAUUUUGGAAAAAAAAGAAAAAGAAGAAAAAGAAAAAAAGGAGAAAAACCAGAAGCAGCAAAACACAGGAAAAUAGGUAAAGUGACUCUUUGCCCACCUCCUCUGAUUCCUUCUUCCUGUACAGAAACAGCACUUCUGUUGGCUUCAAGGUCUUUCACAUUGCCUCAGAGAAGAAGCAGGGCUUCUAUUACAUGCUAUAAAAGCAAAGCCCUAGAAAAGUACAGGCUAAUAAUUGUCCCCUCCCACUGCCCCCAAGCUCAGCCCAAUACAUCCCUAUGACCCAUCAUUUGGUCCCUUGACUCUUCAUGUUUUCUAGGCUGAAUGAUAACCUACUUUUCUAUUUAAGUACUUGGAGAGAAUAACAAAAAUACAACAUGCUUGGCCCCGAGAUUUAAGCAGUGCUGACAGGAGCAAAAGCAUGUCAGCUACGUUAUAUUCUUUAUAUCUGUGUGAACAGGGAAUUUUAUCUUUGUAUUAUGACUGAAAUGAGUAACUGAAUACACUGAAGACACCCUCAGAAAUACACAGGAUUAGCACAAUAUAGCUGAAGAGAUAAGGGAUAUAGAGAAAAUAAGCAUAUUUUAGGCCUCUAGAUAUCAAAUAAUCAGCAACAACUAAGUAUAUUUUAUUUCACUGAAUUAUUUUAUAUCUAAAUAAGUGAUAUACAGUAACCAAUGUUUAAAAUGCUCGAGGUAAAUACAGAACACCGUUAGUAUAAAUAAGGGAUAAAAAACAAAUUCUAAGUGCACUCUUAAAGUUUAGAUCCAGGUGUUUGGGUCUGGUUACUGCCUUUGGCACACAGUUAUGAGACUGUGCCUGAGGUGUAACUUUCACAACCAUUUCCACAGCUGGAAAAUGAGAGAAACAUACUCGAUAACAUGGCUUAAAGUAUAGAAAAUUGGCAGAAAAGCAGCUGUAAUAACAGCGCCAUUAGCUCAGAACCUACCAGCUGAGAAAGUUUAAAAUAAGGUUGUCCCACUAGCUUCUAAUUCUGUAUUUCUUAAGCAAAACAAUCCCCACACACAAUUCUGUCACUUUGAAAAGAUCCAUAAAAUAAGAGAUUCUCAGCUACUAUCCAGGACAGCAAGUAAUAUUACAAAAUAAACUUGGAAAAUAUAUUUUCUGGACUUCCAUUCAAAAUAAUCUAACUUUUAAAUAUAAAAUUUAUGGACAGAAGCAUAAUUUUUAAGCCUGGCAGCACCCUUUCAACCAUUUGCUCCAGGGUGAAUAUUGAGUCAGGUUUUCCUUCUCUACUGCAGGUGCUUAAUAGUCUUUUUUCCCCCAAGACAGGACUAGUAUUCCAGUAAAGGACGGGAAAAUACAUUUUGUGCCUACCACCAAGAUUUUGUGUUUUGGAAUGCUGCUUCAUUAAUGCCUUUACUAAUAUAAUCCUUCCAGUGCUCUGUGAAUGGACACCUGUGGGACUGUAGUCAUAAUUUGCACCAUCAGCAGAUUUGCAUCAGUAACAGAAUACACUUGAAGCAUAACUUAAUGGCAGAGCUAGAGAAAACCCAGCUUGGCAUCUGUAUGCCAGAAGGACUUGUGAAAACAGCAAGUGGAAAGCGGUUUUCUGCUUGUAAACCAAGAAUGCUGCUGAAAAAAAGAAAAAAAAAACCCACCAUUUUUUUGUGGUUAUUUUUCAGAAUACAAACACACCCCAGGUAACCUUGUCAACACCUCCCACCGCAGUGGUGCUGACAUGAGAAAUCAGUCCCAUUUGCUUCACGAUGGUGCUUCAGUAGUAAACACACCCUGCCACCCUCCCUCUGUAGACACAUCCAACACUUUGUAAAUAUGUUGGGAUAACCCGACAUGGAGGUUGGGUGUAAGAGUCCAUGUUCAAGGCUCAGUCAAGUAUAGCUGCACUGUAUUUUCACGUGCACUCCUGUCUCAUUUCAAAAUCCCAGGUUUCUAUUCCACAGUGUUAGCUACAGUAAGGAGGUCAAGUUUUGUUCCAUUAGACUUGAAACCUGUCUCAGUUUGUGUUCAAAAAACGGCUUUUACCCAUUAAAGCCCAAAGCUGCUCCACAGAAGAACUGCAUUCCAAAAAAUUCCACUUCUAGACAUAGCCAAAAUUACUGAAGCAGCCCAGGACAACUGCUGCAAUCAUUCUGGGACAAACCUCUUAUCUAAGAGACCAAAUGGAAGUUUUUGCUUAAAGAGGAAAUAAAAAACUGACACAGUAGCCUUGCUGUCACAGACGUGUAUGUCUGAAAGUAAGUAGCAAUAUUAAUUACAAAUAAUCUACUUUCAUAAAUAAAUCUACGUAGAGAAAAGUAGUCUUCCAGAUCCUUUGGAAGCAAAAAAAAUGUGUAACAAGUUAUUAAAUACAACACUUCAGCAAGAAGAUUUUUUCUAAACAAGGAAGACCAAGGCAUAGCUAAUUACUUGGGAAUCCAACGCAGAGAAAGCACCUUUUGCUGCUUAUAUCUGAGGAUUUAUUAAAAAUAUAUUUUUUAUAUAAAAGUACAAAAUAGUUACUACUUUGGCUUGGAAAAAAACACAG
Messenger RNA from Egretta garzetta (little egret), 3403 nucleotides. RefSeq names its product MORN repeat containing 3 (gene MORN3). Bases 1 to 717 code for a protein of 238 amino acids. Lineage: Eukaryota; Metazoa; Chordata; Aves; Pelecaniformes; Ardeidae. The record is from RefSeq and is a predicted model, not a curated record. The transcript is spliced from 5 exons.